Molecule: messenger RNA, 372 nt
Organism: Rhizophagus irregularis DAOM 181602=DAOM 197198
Lineage: Eukaryota; Fungi; Glomeromycota; Glomeromycetes; Glomerales; Glomeraceae
Source: RefSeq, a predicted model, not a curated record
AUGUUCCUAAAUGGUGAUUGUGUUAAGGAUAGACAGGACUAUCUCGACAUUGCUUUAAGUUUACCCUUCUUGUAUGAUGUUAAUACGGCAAUGGGAAUUAUCGUUAAAACGUACCUUGAACAUGUUAUAAUUUUAUCAAAAGAUAAUAAUGACAAGGCAGCCAUAAGAUCACACAUACCUGAAGCAUUAAAGAAGUUAGAUGGAACGUUUACGGGAUGUAUAAAUGUGAAAGCAGACUUAGAGAAUGGACUCGUAUUUUGGGACGAGGUUAUUAUCGCCGUAAAUUCUCUUAAAACCAGUGGUGCUAUUUCUAAUGAAUUAGCAUCACAAUUUAUAAACGCAAACAAUUGGUUAUCUUCUCGAAGACCAUAA